Plasmopara halstedii is the source of this 1893-nucleotide messenger RNA. Its product is annotated as FOG: PPR repeat. Gene Ontology annotation, molecular function: protein binding. The transcript has a single exon. The record is from RefSeq and is a predicted model, not a curated record. Lineage: Eukaryota; Oomycota; Peronosporomycetes; Peronosporales; Peronosporaceae. Bases 1 to 1893 code for a protein of 630 amino acids.
AUGUCUGUAUCACCAGCACAGCACCCCGCCGCUGCACCGAAACACAGGUUGCCAGCUCGCAAGCCUACUAGAAAUACGAACCAGCGUAAGGCCAACCCUAGUGUAAUUCGACAUAAUGUUUCGCAUUUUCAAAUUGUGGAAGAUAUUGAAGCAAUGCUGCAAGAAGCCAAGCGCCAAGGUGCUACCUAUCAGCCCACCAUGGAUUAUCUGCGUCGUGCUAGCAUCUUGCUGCAGCGAUGUAAGACUCGGGAGCAGUGCACAGCUGCUGUUGCACUUUGUGAUAUCGUCCAAAAAGCCCCGACCAUUUAUGGAAAAGCAGAGAUGGAAAGCAUUCGAAUUUAUCAGAAGGCUGGUUGUAACGAAGAAGCUAUGUCUCUGGCCUUAAAGCUGAUGAGUGAGAAUGUCUUUUUGUUAAAUCCAGCUCUUGCCAGUGCCAUUCAGGCCUGUGCAGCACUCGGAGAUAUAGACAAAGGUUUUAAAAUUUUUGAUGAGGCUGUGAAGCGCGGCAGUAUCCCCAGCUUGCACGUAUACUCGGCAUUGCUUGCUGUUGCAGGGACAACUGGAGAUCCAAAGAGGGUGCAGAAUGUGCUGGGACAGAUGGAAGACGCAGGCGUUGAAAUGGACGAUAUGACGUUCAAUAAUCUAAUGAGUGCCUAUGUACGCAAAGGACACGUGACUGAAGCGCUGGCAUUGUAUGAAAAAAUGCAAAAGGAAGGGAUUCCCGCAGGAGGCCACACAUUCGCAAUUUUGAUGGAUGCCCACGCUGCAAAUGGAGACUUUGAUGCCACGAUGGCUUUAAUGAACGAUCUUAAAAAGACGACAAUUGAACCGAAUUUGGUACACUACAACAUCUUGCUUAAGGCUUGUGGAAAAGUUAAAAACCUGACGACAGCUUUCCAGUUGUACGAGGAGUUAAAGGAGCGUAAAAUCAGACCGGAUUUGAUCACAUUCAUCACCAUGAUGCAUGCGGUCUAUCAUGGUGAAAUCGGUGCGAUAGAUCAAAAGAAAGUAAAAGCGGCUCUUAUGGGAGUGGGAAUGAUGGGCGUAGCAUUUGUCCCGCUUAUCAAUUUCCAGGAUUAUAUGAUGACUACACUCUUUUGUGGUAGUCUCGUGGGCUCAAUGGGGCUGGCUGCUUACAUGAACCCGGACGGCGUUGUACGCGCUUUAUAUCCUAAUUCUGAUGAACCACGCGACGACACCGUCAUAGAAGCGUUUUUUCGACGACUACGCGAAGAAGAUCAUUGCGGGCGAUCCAUGUAUUUGUGGCGAGAGAUGGUAAAAUUUAACGUCUCUGCGGACCCGCGCGUGUAUGAUGUUCUUGUGCGAAUUUGUGUACGUAAGCGUCACCCGGAACUGGCAUACGAAGCGGUGUUUGAAGAAAAUUUGCCACUUGUUGAUAGGAAAGGAGUUUUCGUACUGAACCCAACUACUACGCUGAGUCUGCUGCAUUCUCUGCUUGCUCAAAGGCGCCUAAACAUGGCUGACGCUCUAUACAACGCCGCCCGAAGUCACAAUGUUUUCAAAAAAGUAUUCAUUGAAAAAAAUGACGGGUAUGUGUAUGAUCUGCGUUCAUUCCUUACCGAACAAGUGCGGAGUUACAUAAUUAUCAAACUUAUGGACGAGUUGCGAGCAAAAGUGGACUCUCUAGAUGGUAAAUUUAUCGCCCCAAAUGUGCAGUUUUUGGUUCAGCACGGGUUUGAUCUACUUGAUCGCCUUGAUGCAGACAACGCCAGUCUGCGAACACUAUUCUCGAUGGAUGAUAUGACGCGCAUUGAUGUUGAAGGAGAUGGCACAUCCAAACGCCACUAUUUUUUGCUCGUUAUCCCCUCGGAUCGACUCCAAAGCUAUUUCAAGGAUACGCCCGCUGGCGCUGGAAAGGAGCAACGCCUCUGA